GAACUUAACAAAGAGCGAUGGAGAUACUUCAGAUGGACACCCCGAACAGCAUGGAUUUCGUUCAUGUACGCCAUUGCCGUCCCUAGCGCUCUCGGAUACGUGUUCGCCAAAGCUGAUGGCAAAUAUGUCCUGCGCGGAAAGCUAAGGGGUGACACGAUCAGCGAGUUUUGA
This is a messenger RNA of Capronia coronata CBS 617.96, 171 nucleotides long. RefSeq lists its product as uncharacterized. The record is from RefSeq and is a predicted model, not a curated record. Lineage: Eukaryota; Fungi; Ascomycota; Eurotiomycetes; Chaetothyriales; Herpotrichiellaceae. The transcript has 2 exons. The annotation marks the transcript as partial.